This is a messenger RNA of Schizosaccharomyces japonicus yFS275, 1893 nucleotides long. Its product is annotated as actin-like protein Arp8. Gene Ontology annotation, cellular component: Ino80 complex. The transcript is spliced from 5 exons. The record is from RefSeq and is a predicted model, not a curated record. NCBI's taxonomy places the organism in Eukaryota, Fungi, Ascomycota, Schizosaccharomycetes, Schizosaccharomycetales, Schizosaccharomycetaceae. Bases 1 to 1893 code for a protein of 630 amino acids. Gene Ontology annotation, biological process: CENP-A containing chromatin assembly.
AUGCCACCUAAACGAAAGCACAGCGAGGUGGAGGAGAAUGUCACCUUCAAAUUCACGCAAUUUGGCAUUGUUCCUCCAAUCAAUCAAAAAAACUUUUCUACAGAAUACAUGAAACGAGACCACCAGAUGUUAAUUUGGCGGGAUGAAGUUCACGAGAAGAAUCACAAAGAGACCGAAAGCGAGGCCGCCAGCGUUGUUGACAAGGAAGAACGACGAGAUGAGGACGAGGAUGAGGAAGAAAAUGCAGCGAAAAAUGCUACAACAGUUGUAAUUCAUAUCGGUUCAAGAAAUCUUCGACUCGGGUUCGCCGUCGAUGGAGCCCCGAAAGUUGUACCCAUGGUUGUUGCAAGAAGAUUUCGCCCUGCUAGACGGCAUCCACGGCACGCUCCCAAGGAGCAGACAACAAAAGACGAAUCCGGAAAUAUAGUCUUCGACAAAGAGCGACUCAAAAUGCAAAAAAAGCGGUUUAUGACGAAUGGUCUGGAGUUGGUUCACGCUUACAACGAAACGUCGAAGCCGGAAGUCAUUGCCGAACAUGACGAUCCAAAUCCGGUGCAAUGGAUCGAGCCUACAAAAGAUGUAUACGUUGGUGAUGAGGCACUUCGUCUUGCCUCUAACGAUUACACGCUUCUUUGGCCCAUUCAACAUGGACUGUUCAAUGAAGCAGAUUACGAUUCUCCGCAACAACUGCUGGCAGAUUUGCUGGAGAUUUUCCGGUAUGCAAUGACCAAGGUACUUGAGGUGCCCGAAACUUCGCUGCCACAAUACUCUGCCAUCUUUAUUGUACCAGACCUAUACGAUCGCGUGUAUGUACAAGAGGUGAUCACACUACUGCUUCAUGAAUUACACUUUGGUCGACUAUCUGUGGUGCAGGAGUCACUCUGCACAUCGUUUGGUGCAGGCAUGUCAACAGCGUGCAUCGUUGAUGUUGGUGCCCAACGCACAUCAGUCAGCUGCGUGGACGAGGGCGUUGUAAUUGCCAAUUCACGAAUAAACCUGCACUACGGAGGAGAUGACUUGACUAUACUUUUAAUGAAGCUUCUGACUCGCAACCAGUUCCCGCUGCCGCAACUUGACCUCUCACGACCUUCGGACUGGAGUAUGGCGGAAUCAAUUAAGACACAGUACUGCACAGUCAAUGAGGCCAACUGCACCGUGCAGUUGUGCGAGGCUUAUGUGCGUGAGAUGCACGAACCGCCGCGAAAACUGUCGUUCAAGGUGCUGGACGAGACAAUGAUGACGCCCAUGGGUUACUUCCGACCCGAUAUAUUUGAAAGUGAAAACAAACUUGUUGGGCGACACACACUGUUUGCCCAAUCCGUCGAUUUAUACGAUGGUCAGCCAAACAAUCCCGAAAGCCUUGCUGAAACAACUCUGCUGCAAGUUAGCAAACCCAUUGAAGCUCCGCGAUCGCUUUCUGAGACCGACAGUUCAAAGGCGCAGCCGCCAACCUCUGUCCGGGAUGUUCGUAAUCGGCCUCGGAUUGUUAACUGUGGUACGCUGGAUGCCCCGGAAUUCGUGUCUGAACGACUUGUGUACCCGUUAGACGAUGCGGUGAACCAAAGUAUCUUCAAUGCAUGUGACGGCAACCUGAACGACGAUCACGCCAAAGAGCUUUAUUCCAGCAUCCUUGUUGUUGGGGGUGGGGGGCAUUUGCCUGGAUUUGGACGAUUGCUGGAAGAGCGUUUGAAGUCAAAACGUGCAAAUAUCCCCGGUAUAGCCGUCAUUCCUCCUCCCCGUCAAAAAGAUGGACGAGACCUUUCCUGGAGAGGAGGCUGUAUCUACAAUCGUAUAAAGAUAAACUCGGAAUUCUGGAUUAAGGAACGCGACUGGAUGACCCUUGGAUUGCGUGUGCUACAAUACAAAACACUUGGUUAUUUCUGGUCUGGAUAA